CCCACUCUCACUCCAAACUCAAAUCAACCCAACCCAACCCAACCCAAAACUCAAGCUAAAUUCUCACUCUCACAACUUCAAUCUCUUUCUCUCUCUCUCUCUCUCUCUCUUCCAAAAAAAUGGCUUUGGAAGCUCUCAACUCACCAACAACAACCGCCCCAUCUUUCCCCUUCGACGACCCAACUAUUCCAUGGGCCAAAAGAAAACGUUCAAAGCGUUGUUCACGCGACCACCCUUCGGAGGAAGAGUACCUCGCUCUCUGCCUCAUCAUGCUCGCUCGCGGCGGCACCACCCGCCGCGUCAGCACUCCACCGCCGCAACCGACUCCAGAUCCUUCCACCAAGCUCAGUUACAAAUGCUCCGUUUGCAACAAAAGCUUCCCCUCUUACCAAGCGCUCGGUGGACACAAGGCCAGUCACCGGAAACUCGCUGCCUCCGGCGGCGAAGACCAACCCACCACCACCUCCUCCGCCGCCAGCUCCGCCAACACCGCCUCCGGAGGUAGGACCCACGAGUGCUCCAUCUGCCACAAGUCCUUCCCCACCGGACAGGCCCUCGGCGGACACAAACGUUGUCACUACGAAGGUAACAGUAAUGGAAAUAACAACAACAGUAACAGCUCUGUCACCGCCGCCUCGGAAGGCGUGGGGUCCACCCACACCGUGAGUCACGGCCACCACCGAGACUUCGAUCUCAACAUCCCGGCUUUUCCGGAUUUUUCGACCAAGGUCGGAGAAGACGAGGUUGAGAGCCCUCACCCUGUCAUGAAGAAGCCUCGCCCCUUCGUCAUUCCCAAGAUCGAAAUCCCUCAAUAUCAAUGAACUCUAUGAAUUUUUUAUUUUUAUUUUUUUCGAUUAUUUUGGAGAAUUUUGAGAUUUACUAUAAUUUGAUUUUGUACAUAGUCCUACCUGGAAGUUUUGUUGAACCGUACGUACCGGACCCAGUUCUCUGAUUUAGGUUGUACUUUCACAGUGACAGAUUUGCAAUUCAAUUCAAUUUCUUUAUUUAAUUUAUAAAAUUA
This is a messenger RNA of Glycine soja, 1021 nucleotides long. RefSeq names its product zinc finger protein ZAT10-like. NCBI's taxonomy places the organism in Eukaryota, Viridiplantae, Streptophyta, Magnoliopsida, Fabales, Fabaceae. Bases 120 to 821 code for a protein of 233 amino acids. Gene Ontology annotation, biological process: response to stress. The transcript has a single exon. Gene Ontology annotation, molecular function: DNA-binding transcription factor activity. The record is from RefSeq and is a predicted model, not a curated record.